Messenger RNA from Sphaeramia orbicularis (orbiculate cardinalfish), 1684 nucleotides. It is a transcript of the gene adss1, whose product is annotated as adenylosuccinate synthase 1. The record is from RefSeq and is a predicted model, not a curated record. The coding region runs from base 194 to 1564 and encodes 456 amino acids. NCBI's taxonomy places the organism in Eukaryota, Metazoa, Chordata, Actinopteri, Kurtiformes, Apogonidae. Gene Ontology annotation, biological process: IMP metabolic process; 'de novo' AMP biosynthetic process. The transcript has 13 exons. Gene Ontology annotation, cellular component: cytoplasm. Gene Ontology annotation, molecular function: GTP binding; adenylosuccinate synthase activity.
CUUCAUGUGUGUGAAACAGUUGUCAAAUCCGACCGUGUCGGUGCGUAAACAGCCUUGGAGACAACUUGCUUUAGAGACGCACUCCUGUGCGUCUGGCUCUGACAUCAUCGCCUAUGAAGUUACAGAUAUGGCAAUGUCAGUCUUGGAGGCAGUCUAGUCUUCUUGAAGCGGCCGGACUACAGACACCACCAUCAUGUCGCUUACCUGGUCGGCAAAAGAUCACAAAAACUCGAAUCCAAGCGCUGGAACGGGACAGAAGCGACAGCGGAACGACGCAGGGAACAAGGCGACGGUGGUGCUCGGCGCGCAAUGGGGAGACGAGGGCAAAGGGAAAGUGGUUGAUUUAUUGGCGACUGAAGCUGACGUUGUCUGCAGAUGCCAGGGGGGCAACAAUGCAGGACACACAGUAGUAGUGGAUGGCAAGGAAUACGACUUCCACCUUCUGCCGAGUGGAAUCAUCAACCCCAAAAGCAUAUCCCUUAUUGGCAAUGGUGUGGUCAUACAUUUGCCUGGUUUGUUUGAGGAGGGUGAUAAAAAUGAUAAGAAAGGUCUGAAAGGGUGGGAGAAGAGACUCAUAGUCUCAGACAGAGCCCACAUUGUGUUUGAUUUCCACCAGGUCGUUGAUGGAUUGCAGGAAACUGAAAGACAAGCACAAGAAGGAAAGAACAUUGGAACAACCAAGAAGGGUAUUGGACCUGCUUAUUCCAGUAAAGCAUCCCGCACUGGCCUGCGUGUAUGUGACCUUCUGGGUGACUUUAAGGACUUCUCUACCAGAUUCAAGAACCUCGUCCACCAGUAUCAAUCCAUGUAUCCAUCUUUGACAGUUGAUGUGGAGGACCAACUGAAAAAACUCAAGGACUAUGCUGAGAGAUUGCGGCCGAUGGUUAGAGACGGGGUCUACUACAUGUAUGAAGCUCUUCAUGGACCUCCAAAGAAAAUUCUGGUUGAAGGGGCCAACGCUGCUCUCCUUGAUAUUGACUUUGGCACAUAUCCGUUCGUGACAUCAUCAAACUGCACAGUGGGCGGGGCAUGCACUGGUCUGGGCAUCCCUCCUCUGAAUAUUGGUGAUGUAUUUGGUGUAGCAAAGGCCUACACUACCAGAGUGGGAAUUGGAGCCUUCCCCACAGAGCAACUCAAUGCUGUAGGGGAGCUUCUGCAGACAAGGGGUCAUGAGGUGGGUGUAACCACAGGAAGGAAGCGACGCUGUGGUUGGUUGGAUCUUGUGAUUGUCAGAUACGCUCAUAUGAUCAAUGGAUUCACCGCAAUCGCUUUGACAAAACUUGACAUUCUGGAUGUGUUGGAUGAAAUUAAAGUUGGAGUUGCCUACAAACUCAAUGGGAAGAGAAUUCCCCAUUUCCCAGCCAACAUGGAUGUUUUACAAAAAGUGGAGGUUGAAUAUGAAACCUUCCCUGGAUGGAAGACAGACACGUCAGCUGCCAGGAAGUGGAAUGACCUCCCAGCCAAAGCACAAAACUACAUCCGCUUCAUUGAGAAUCACAUUGGAGUUCCCAUUAAGUGGGUCGGUGUCGGCAAGUCCAGAGAGUGCAUGAUCCAGAUGUUCUAGUGGAAAAACUGUAUCUCCCCUCAGCGGAAGCACAGAAAAUGGGACAUGAAUUGGAAUAUUUUAAUUGCUUGAUUUUAUCUGUUACCCAUCAGUUAAUAAAGAAAAUAUCUGUGUAACUUA